Molecule: messenger RNA, 807 nt
Organism: Botrytis byssoidea
Lineage: Eukaryota; Fungi; Ascomycota; Leotiomycetes; Helotiales; Sclerotiniaceae
Exons: 2
Coding region: 1-807 (268 amino acids)
Source: RefSeq, a predicted model, not a curated record
AUGGCAAUUGCGCGCCUUCAAGAUUUGGAAAAAGCUCAUUGGGAGGCCAUCAAGGGAAACGAAGUCGGGCAAAAUUUUGGAUCCAAAGUCAACCGACGUAAAACUCAUCCUACAAAAAAUCUGCCUAAAGAAUGGCGUGCGUGGUAUAAAAUGUAUGGUACCGAGCAACGCGAAACAUUCGAUAUUCUUCAGGAACGAAGAAAAGCCCGUGAACGAGGCGAAAAAAACUUUCAGUAUACAUCUAGGGGUGGCGAUGUCAUGUUAUUUAAUGGAGAAGAUGAGCCCGCUGAGUUAGGAGGGGUACCGGAGAAAGCUUUGCCUAUUCAAAUAUCUGCCGGACGAGAAGCACGAGCAUCCUCAAACUUGCCAUCAGGCGCAAACAGACUAGAGUCAGUAGGCGCUCUGCCAUACGGUAUGAGAGCAGAUCCUACGAUAGAUGUGGGAUCCUAUCCGCUACCGUAUACGAUGGUAGACAGGGUGGAAGGCAUGGGAGUAGCAGCUCCACCAAAUUCGAGACCAAUUCCGGCAAUAGAUUCGCCAGUGGUCAUUUCAGUCGAGUCUAUUGCAGAGUCUAAUCACUCCAACAUCACUACACCACGCAGAAAUAAGGCAGUGACUCCGGGAGUCGAAGUUAAGCUCGAAAGCAUUCGUGAUAGCUUGAUCAGCCAGAUUGAUGGACUCAAUUCCCAAGUAGCUGCUUCUCAAGCUUCCGCUACAGGCGUCAAGACCGAACCAAUCGAUAUUAUCUCACUUUAUUCAGACGAUGAAAUUAUGUUUAUAUCGAGACCAAAGUUUUCAAAACUGUAA